This is a messenger RNA of Lactuca sativa (garden lettuce), 4102 nucleotides long. RefSeq lists its product as uncharacterized. The record is from RefSeq and is a predicted model, not a curated record. NCBI's taxonomy places the organism in Eukaryota, Viridiplantae, Streptophyta, Magnoliopsida, Asterales, Asteraceae.
GUAGGUAUUACAGAGUCAACAUUUUUGGGUUGAAGAAAUUGAUUAUACAAGAGUCAGGAUUUUGGAUCCAGUCGAAGCGUAGAUGGCGCUGUUCAAACACAUCUUUAAUCGCCUCGUUGAGAUCUCCGAAAGGGUUUACGUUUUUGAUUCCUGCUUCUCUAGUGAAGUACUGGAAGAAGAUGAAUACAAGAUGUACAUGGGUGGCAUUGUUGCAGAACUCCAAGACUACUACUAUCCUGAUUCAUCGUUCAUGGUUUUCAACUUUAGAGAAGGUGACAAAAGGACCCAAAUUUCAGACAUAUUAUCUCAAUACGACAUGAUAGUAAUUGAGUACCCUAGACAAUAUGGAGGGUGCCCAAUGUUACCAUUAGAAAUGAUUAAUCGCUUUCUUCAAUCCUGUGAAAUUUGGUUAUCAUUAGCAGAACAAAAUGUGCUCUUAAUGCACUGUGAAAGAGGAGGGUGGCCUAUUCUUGCUGUUAUGCUUGCAGCUCUUCUUCUAUUUCGCAAACAAUACAAUGGUGAACAGAAGACUCUUGAUAUGGUAUACAAACAAGCCCCUAAAGAGCUUCUUCAUCUUUUAACACCUUUAAAUCCUCAGCCUUCACAGCUGAGGUAUCUUCAGUAUAUAUCAAGGAGCAAUUUGGGUUUUGAUUGGCGGCCUGCAGACACACCAUUAGCUUUGGAUUGUAUCAUACUUCGUGUCCUUCCGAUUUUUGGUAAAAAGGGUUGUCGACCUGUUGUUCGUGUAUAUGGUCAAGAUUCAUCUUCAACAACAGCUAAUAGAAGUUCUAAGCUUUUGUUUUCAUCUUCAAAAAUCAAAAAACAAGCGCGUUAUUAUCAACCAGAAGAGUGUGAGCUUGUGAAGAUAGAUAUUCAUCAUCGUGUACAAGGUGAUGUUGUUCUUGAAUGCAUACAUUUGGAUCAUGUAAGAGAGGAAAUGAUGUUUAGAGUAAUGUUCCAUACAACGUUUAUACGAGGUAAUGUGCUUAUGUUGAAUCGCGAUGAAGUUGAUGUUAUGUGGGAUUCAAGAGACCAGAUGCCCAAGAACUUUAAAGCAGAGGUAAUUUUUUCGGAUGCUGAUGCUCUAUCAUCUAUGAUCAACACGGAAGGAGAAUUUGAAGAUGGGAAUGAGACAGAAAGUCCUUCACCUGAAGAAUUUUAUGAUGCGGAAGAGUUUUUUAGUAAUCUAGUUGAUGGGGCAGAUGUAAAAGGGGAAUCUCCUCCACCGCGACCCCCACCCCCACCUUCAAUGUAUACAACUUCAUCUCCUAGUUAUACUGCCCCAUUACCGCCACCACCACCGUCCAUGUAUGGAGCUCCACCUCCACCUCCGCCACCACCGCCCCCACCUCCACCCCUACCCCCAAUGUAUGGAAGAGCCCCACCUCCACCACCACCUUUCUUACAAGGUACUGCACCACCACCACCUCCUCCUCCAAAGUAUGAUUCCCCAUCACCACCACAGCCACCCCUAUCUCCUUCGCGAAGUGCUCCAUUCCUACAUCCUCCUCCACCACCUCCCCCUAUGGAUGACAUAUGGAACUCCAUCUCCACCGCUUUAUGCAACACGUGGACCUCCACCCCCACCUCCAUCUCUACCACCAACCCAUUGAGUCCCUACCCCACCUCCUCCUCCAAUGCGUGGACCCCCGCCACCCCCACCUCCACCAUCAAUGCAUGGAAACCUACCUCUACGUCCUCCACCUCCAUUCCAAGGAGCACCACCUCCUCCUCCUCCACUAAUGAUUGGUGGUGGUGUACCACACUACCUCCACCAAUGCGGAGACCACCGUCUCCACCACCUCCACCUAGGCCACCACAUCUACCCCUUCCACCUGGAGGCCGUGCGUUUGAACCAACACCUCCACCCCUUCCACCUGGAGGCCAUGCGCCUGGACCACCACCUCCACCCCUUCCACCUGGAGGUCGUGCAAUUGGACCACCAAGACCUCCAGGAGUUGGGCCACAACCAUCUUCACCCCCAACUCCAAGGUAUAUAGCUUCAUCUCCUAAUUAUAGUGCCCCAUUAUCGCCACCACCACCGCCCAGGUAUGGAGCUCCUCCUCCGCCACCCCCGCCCCCACUUCCACUCCCACCCCUACCCCCAAUGUAUGGAAGAGCCCCACCUCCAUCUCCACCUCAACCACCACCUUUCUUACGAGGUACUGCACCUUUCUUAGGGGAGUUCACGACUUUUUUAAGCACUAGCACUGGUCCUGUCACGAGGUCUAGAUCUCGGGUCAUAACAAAUUUGGUAUCAGAGCCGCUCGUGAUGUCGACACAACAGGAAGAGUUGAUGAAGAAAUUGGAAGCGUUCAUGAUCCAGCAAACGCAAAGCAACAAUGAUUUGAAGACAAGUACCAAUGAUUUAAAGGCGACUAUAGCAGUCUUGCAGGCCAAGCAAGCAGCGAUGGAAGAGAGAUUGCAAACCCUAACCCAAAACAAAUCCAACAGACAAGAAGAAGAAGAUGAAAGCGUGGACAACAUGUUCGAGUCUGAUAGAUUUGAUGACCCCUCGGAACAGGUGCGUGGAAGAGGACGUGGCGCCACCUUUGGUGCCAAUCCAAACAGUAAGUUUUUGUACCAAGGAGGCUUUACUGGAAGAGGUAAGGGUGUGAUCCAGGAAGGAGCAGGAAGAGGAUCAAGCAAGGCUUUUGAAUCAUGGCGGACAGAUGAACACCAAUCUUUCAAACACCAUUGGGACUCCCUCAAACCAAAAGGGUCAAACAUAAUGGAUCAGGGGGCACCAAAAAACUGGGAAAAGACGGAAGAUAUGGGAUACGGUGGGGGAAGAGUACCGAGAUUCGCCAAGAUGGAGUUUCCCACCUAUGAUGGGAAGGGUAAUCCAGUCGAAUGGCUUCAAAGAUGUGAAGACUUCUUUGAAGAACAACAGACCCCUACUGAAGCUUGGGUUAGGCAGGCCACCUUUUCACUACAAGGUCGGGCUAGUGGGUGGUACCAUAACCUGCGAAGAAUGAAGACCCGCUUGAAUUGGUUUGAGUUCUCAGAAGAGUGCAAAAUCAAAUUUGGACCCCCGAUGAACAUGAACCCGUUAGGCGAGUUAACUCGAUUAAGGCAAACAGGUACAGUAGAGGACUAUUGUGAAGGCUUUGAGUUGCUGCUAGGGCGAACGACGGGUGUGACUCCGGAGCAAAGCAUUUGGCAUUUUUGUGCAGGUUUGACUAAUGCUAUCCGUCAUGAAGUAGAGUUUGCUAGACCCAUCACACUAUACUAUGCUAUGAACCUAGCCAGAAAGAUUGAGUUCAAACUCGCGGAGGAGGGACGACCAAGGAGUUUUGGAGCACCACUGGGAAUCAACCCUCGGCAGGAAGCAAAAACCAAGAAUCAGCAGGUGGUGGAGACGGAACAGUGAAAUCUGAAGUGCGGAACCCGGCUUUGAAACGGCUUACGGCUACAGAGAUGGCAGAAAGGCGAGCAAAAGGAUUAUGCUACAGAGAUGGUGCGCCUUCUUUUUAUGGAUAAUAAAAACCAUAUUUAAUGCAUUUUUUAUUGAUUCUUUCCUCAUGUGCUAACGACGAUGAGAAUGAGGCUAAAUGUGUUAUCAGUUAUCAUCAGUCGCCAUAAAUAUUUUUUUAGUUUUUUUUUUCACAUUUGUUGCUAAACAAAGUUGAUGCUAUGAUCUACUCUUGUUGUAUUUUCGCCAGGAACGUUUUUAUGGGUGAUGUUAUUAAAAAGUUACAUCUUUUUUUGAAUUGAAAAUACUAGUAAAUUUAAUCUUGAAAUAUCAUCCAUCAAAAAUUCGUCAUAUAAAAUUAUUAUGUCAUUUGCUCAUUAUUGAUACUCAAUUAGCAAAUUCUUCCAAAACAAAUACAACUUUUGAUAAUAUUAUUUUACCAACAUGUUCAAGCGUUAUUAUAAUACAACGAACACUCUUUAAAGGAUCACUACAUCCCGAUUUAUGGCUAUAGAUUAACGAAAUGAGGUGUUACAUUGAGCAAGUGACAUGUACAACUCUCACACACCAUACUUCAUUUUGUUCCACUUAAUGUUUGGAUCAUGCACCUUGUACUCUACACUCACUACUUCGAGCUCAGUUUCAUCUUCAUGUGUUCAUGCUCUUCUUUGUAGACAUCAUCAACUC